Cherax quadricarinatus is the source of this 3373-nucleotide messenger RNA. The record is from RefSeq and is a predicted model, not a curated record. Lineage: Eukaryota; Metazoa; Arthropoda; Malacostraca; Decapoda; Parastacidae.
GAGACAGACUACAGCUCCUGGUCUAGUGUACUCACGAGCAGCCCUGCAUCCCCACCCAUCUCACUGCUCACUCCACACCUUUAUCAAACUAUCGCAGUGCGAGCAUGGUGUCCCUGUUGAGACAUCUCUCCAGGACGUUCUCUUCUGGGGACCUCUCAGCUGAGUGUGACGAUGAGGAGACUGGUCUUCGCAAGCAAGAAGUUAUUACCCAACAGGCUGAGAGACAGCAAGGGUCGCCAGGGACACCACAGUCCCGCAGACAGUCUCGUACUCUGUCACUUGUGGAUCAGCCUCAGGCCCAGCCUCAGGCCCAGCCUCAGGGCCAAGCUAAAGCCCAACCUCAGGCCCAGCCUCAAGGCCAAGCUAAAGCCCUGCCUCAGGGCCAAACAAAGGCCCAGCCCAGAGUCCAACCUCAGCAGGUGAGCAGCAACAGCAGCAGUGGCGUGGGCGUGGGCGGCGUGGGCGUGGGAACCACCCAGUACGCCAGCACGGACACCACCACCCUCCCCCCUGCCGCCCCCACCAGCGGCUCCACCGGGGGUGGAGGAGGAGGUGGAGGGGGAGGUGGAGGAGGAGGUGGAGGGGGAAGUGGAGGCUUCAGUCUUAACUUCUCAAGACCUGGGUCCAGGACCACCUCGGCUCCCUCCUCACCCUCCAAGACCAGGGAGAGUUUCCUCCAGCGAGUGUCGUCACUGACUGGUGCUGUGAGAAGCGAGGUCACCAGUCAGGUCAGACCAGCAUACAACAAGGAUAGAUGCUUCACCCUUCUUGUUGUUGAUGACCAGAACACCGACUGGUCCAAGUACUUCCGGGGCAAGAGGAUCCACGGUGACUGGGACAUCAGAGUGGAACAAGCAGAGUUCCGGGAGCUGAGUGUGACAGCAUCUUCCGAGGGUGGUGUCAACGUCUCUAUGGUCGUCUUCAGGAAUGGUGCCAAGGUCGUCAGAUCGUUCAAGCCAGACUUCGUACUAAUACGUCAGAACCUGCGGGACGCUGGAGAGGACCACAAGAACAUUCUUCUGGCCCUCAAAUUCGGCGGCGUUCCUUCCAUCAACAGCAUCAACGCCAUCUACAACUUCCAGGUACAUCCCAUUGUCGUCAUUCAUUUGAUAUCUGUUUACCGCCCCCUUGUCUCAUUUCCGCCUGUCUCUCUCUCCCCUCGACAGCUGUCAGCGCCUAGAUACCCCUGCGUCUUUAAGAUCGGCCACGCCCACGGCGGUCUGGGCAAGAUUCGCGUUGAAAGCAACGCUGAUUUCCAAGACAUGGCCAGUGUCGUGGCUGUAGCGAACACCUACUGCACCACAGAGCCUUACAUCGAUGCUAAGUUUGAUGUCCACAUCCAGAAGAUCGGCGCAAUGUACAAGUGCUUCCAGAGAAAGUCCAUCUCCGGCAACUGGAAAACCAACACAGGCUCAGCUAUGCUGGAACAGACCGCUAUGACGGAGCGAUACAAGAUCUGGGUGGAUGAGGUGGCAGCACUCUUCGGUGGACUGGACAUCUGCGCCAUCGAAGCCAUCGUGGACAAGAGUGGCAACGAACACAUCAUUGAAGUCAAUGACUCGGCACUCACCCUGAUGGGAGACUCACAGGAGGAUGACCGUCGCUAUAUAGCUGAACUUGUAGCUAUCAAGAUGCAGGAGCGCUGUAUGAUGCAGGGGGUGACGCGGCCGCCGGAGCUGAUGCGGGGGGCGUCGAGGCAGUCACUGACGGGAGCUACUACUGCCCUCUCCUCCCGCGGGGGAUCACCGACUGAAGAAGUCUCCUCCAGACUGAGCAUGAGUGAAGCACCUCUCCCCGGUGGCUCACCCAGCCAGCAGCGACGGGAUUCACAGGCGUCUCAAUCGAGCAGCAUCAGUGGGUUCAGCAGCGCCAGUGGAACCCGGCGACAACCUGACGAGAGCAGCCAGUCAUCGCAGCAGUCGGCGCAGCAGAAGGCACCACUCUUCGGCCGCCAGACUUCCCUCACCACCGGUGCCACAAACGACAGCACAGUUGGAGGCAGCGGCGAUGACACUGAAGACACAAUGAAGAACCUGCGAAAGACCUUUGCCGGUAUCUUCGGGGAUAUGUAACCUGACAGAGGAAGAGGAGGACAGUGGUAGUAGUAUUAGCUCACGCAGUGUAUAUGGGGACGCGUCGAGUGUUGAAGGGCGGCAGUCGAAGCUCACACAGGUAGAGAAAACCGCAAACCAAAAUAACAGAAAAGGAUUACAAAGUCCCCGCUACGACGGAGGCAUUUUGAGUCUGCGGAGGGCAGACGAGUUCACACGAAGACACCUCCAGCUAUAGAGGAAACAAAAAAUGUCUACUACGAAGGUGCUUUUCCUCUGGAGUCGACACACACACCGCUAACCCCAGUCACCACCAUCAUCGGCUCAACAUUAGAUUUAAGUCUUGGAAUAAUCUGCCUUAAAAAAAUAUCUCCAAACAAAUACGAAACGCAUGUAGAUAAGCUCCCCCAUCCUCCCAUAAUACAGAACGUUAUUUUUGCCGUCUAAGUUGAGGAAAAAGAACAUAAGAAUAACCACCCUUAAGAAUGGGUGAAAGCCCCCACCCCAUGAACCUACCUUCUCCCAGCUGCCUCCCCUUGCCUGCACUAGUGAGCCUUAUACACCACGCUCGCUUAAUUGUACUCAAUACCAGGUAGUACCUUGUCUGGAAUGCAAUUGUACACGCCAGCACCAGCGAGUACAUCGCCUGGAAUGUUAUUAGGCUCCUUUACUGGUGGAUCAAAGCAUCAUUAUUAUUGUUAAUAUUACUGAUGUUAUUUUAAAGUUAAAUAAUGACAUAUGUAAGGGAAGAGAUGGCCCAGCUUCUUUAUAUUUAAGGGGCAUAUUUAAUGAAAAAAAAAUAAAUAUAGCAAUUAGCCUAAAAAGAAUCUGUCGUUCUUAUACUAAAGUGAUAACGCCAGUUCCUCAGUUCAGUCGUUAUCAGUUUAACGACAGAACAAGUUACAUAAAAAGCUUUUAUCAGGACAACGUAUCACUCCGUAUAGAGCUUUAUCAAUCAAGACUUGAUAAAGCUCUACACAUACGAUGUCCCACUAGAAACAUGUUCUACAAAGCUCCAUUUUAUUUACCGGUUUGUCAGUAUCCAACCAAAACAUCCACCAGUAAUGCUAAAUAAUUACUUCAAAAGUACUAAUAAUGUAGCAGGUGUUUCCAGCUGUCGUGGUUUGAGCCGAGGAGCUACAUAAACUAUAUCAUAAACCCUUAUAGAAGUAUUAUUAACAGUUAGGCUAGGCUUUAGAGUUGAAACUAGCCGAGGGAGCCCCAUGCCAAAAUGCAGCAAAAAAAAAAAAAUGCCUCUUAUAAAUGAUGUAAUUAGGUAACAAAAUACCGUAAGAGUAUUGUUUAACUUUCAUUAUUGUUGG